Messenger RNA from Rhinichthys klamathensis goyatoka, 4075 nucleotides. It is a transcript of the gene elfn1b, whose product is annotated as extracellular leucine-rich repeat and fibronectin type III domain containing 1b. The record is from RefSeq and is a predicted model, not a curated record. Gene Ontology annotation, molecular function: protein binding. The transcript is spliced from 3 exons. Bases 768 to 3212 code for a protein of 814 amino acids. Lineage: Eukaryota; Metazoa; Chordata; Actinopteri; Cypriniformes; Leuciscidae. Gene Ontology annotation, cellular component: plasma membrane.
UCUGACUGGUUGCUGCUCAGUCCACCGCUUGGUGGAGACUGGUGAGAAGUAUAGACACUCUGGCUCAGAGCGGGAUAAACACGGGACGAAGGUGGAAAAAAUACGAACUCUCCAUCACGCUUUAGACUCGAAUUAAUCACCGUGUGCUCAUUCGGACCGGGAGAUUUGUAGCUGCCGCAGUGGCUUGUUCCAGCAGCGGGCAUUUGCUGCUUGAUACCCGGACGCGUCCGCAGUGCUGGAUUUUGCAGUUCUGAAGUAAAUUAGAUCUACAGACCAACACUCUCUCAUCAUAAAACCUUGACUGGUGGCUUGUCAUCUUAAAAGAUUUUCUCGAAGGGCCUCUGAUUGGAUACUUGUGAAACUGGGAGGACCAAUCAGAUCUCUGCAGCUGUGUGGGACACAAAACGAAAAUCUGGUCAUGAGCGGGGAAUCUGAUGAGAAAUGAGGUCCUCGGAAAACACAAGCACUUCCUGCCCCGUGGGAGGCUAUGCAUGGAAAUGCUCAGAUACGCUAUCUGAAAAGCUAAUGAACAUAGACUCUGGUCAUAAAUGAAGCUUCCUUUCCAGUGUGACAAGACACCAAGCAUACACUGAAAAGAUAAAAACGAUAAUUGUUUUUUUUUCUAAAGCUGAUAUUCCUAACAGCACUGAACAAUCAUCCAUGUGAUUUCAACACAUCCAAUUACAAAUCAAAGACUUGUUGAAUAUCUUGCUGAAUACUGCUGAAGAUCAUAACCUGUGUAAACAAAACAAAAAACGCCUGGAGCUAUGACUGAAGCACAGAUGUCCAUUUCGUCUGGGUCCAGUGGACAUGGAGGAGGUAUGGUGACCAGUGCCUUACUUUGCUGGGCUAUGGCUCUCGUGUUCCUCUCAUUGACAAGGGUGCCUGUUGUCCAAGGUGAUUGCUGGCUGAUUGAAGGGGAAAAGGGAUUUGUGUGGUUGGCAAUUUGCAGCCAGAACCAGCCACCAUACGAAAAUAUCCCCUUGCAUAUUAACAGCACAAUUGUUGACCUGCGACUCAAUGAGAACAAGAUUCGAAGCAUCCACUAUUCUUCCUUAAGUCGUUUCGGCAAUCUCACAUACCUGAAUCUGACUAAGAAUGACAUAUCUUACAUUGAAGAUGGGGCUUUCUCAGCCCAAUUUAAUCUCCAAGUGUUGCAAAUUGGCUUCAACAAGCUAAGGAACUUGACCGAGGGAAUGCUAAGAGGUUUGGGACGCUUACAGUACCUCUAUCUUCAGGCUAACCUGAUCGAGACUGUCACAGCCAAUGCCUUCUGGGAGUGUCCUGCGAUUGAAAACAUCGACCUUUCCAUGAACAGAAUUCAGCAGCUUGAUGGUGCUACAUUUCGUGGUCUAUCGAAGCUUACGACUUGCGAGCUCUAUGCAAACCCGUUCAGUUGCUCAUGUGAGCUGUUAGGAUUCCUGCGCUGGCUUGUUGCAUUCCCAAACCGGACAAGUGAGCGGAUGGUGUGUGACACACCCGCUGGCUUUUCAGGCUACAGUCUCUUGAGUCAGAACCCCAGAAUGCCAAGAUUUCGCAAUGCUUUUCAUGCACUCUCCUCUGUCUGCACCGAUGACAACGUGACACCGUAUCUUCACGGCUCUUCAGACGGGAGCACUCCCACGAUGUUGCCUGAUUUGAGCCCUUGCGGACUGGAUGACUGUUCCUCAGGGACAUUUCCAGAAGAGUCCAUAAGCAUCAGUCCCACCUUUCUGGAUCCAGAUGCCCGUCCUAUAAUGAAACUAAAAGAAGUUACCCAAACAAGUGCAAUAAUCAUGAUCCAGAUUCCAAAUCCAUUUCGCAAAAUGUACAUCCUUGUCCUGUACAAUAACAGCUUCUUCACUGACAUCCAAAACCUGAAAAGCCAGAGAGAAGAAAUAGAAUUACAGAACCUUAAAUCUCACACUAACUACACAUAUUGUGUGGCAUCUAUUCGUAACUCCUUGAGAUUCAACCACACCUGCCUGACCAUCUCCACAGGGCCAAGGACAUUGCAAGAACGUGUGGCAAAUGACUCAACUGCUACUCAUUACAUUAUGACCAUCCUCGGUUGUCUCUUUGGGAUGCUCAUUGUACUGGGUAUAGUGUUUCAUUGCCUGAGAAAGCGCAAACAUCAAGAUGAGCCAAAGAGUAAGAAGCUGGAAAAGAUGAAAAGAAACUUAAUUGAGAUGAAAUAUGGAACUGAACUGGAACAAGGGACUAUAUCACAGCUGUCACAAAAGCAAAUUCUGUCCACUGGUGAAACAGUACAAAGGAUGCCAUACUUGCCAGCUGCCAGUGACACAUAUCAGUAUAAGAUGCAAGAGAUCUCUGGGACACCAAAGACUACAAAAGGGAAUUACAUGGAAGUGAGAUCAGAGCAACCAGAACGCAGUGUGAGGGAAUGCAGCAUUCCUCCAUCGGAAACCAGCCAGGGAUCUGUUGCAGAGAUAUCCACCAUUGCAAAAGAAGUGGACAAAGUGAACCAGAUCAUUAACAACUGCAUCGACGCACUCAAAUCCGAUUCAACAUCAUUCCAGGCCGGAAAAUCCGGUGCCGUGUCCACAGCGGAGCCGCAGUUAGUCCUCAUAUCAGACCAUCCACCAGGCAAGUCUGGUUUUCUGUCUCCAGUGUACAAAGGAUCGUACCAUCAUCCCCUACAGAGGCAUCACAGUAUGGAUGCCCCACAAAAGCGUGCAAGCACGUCCUCGAGUGGUUCGCUCCGCAGUCCACGCUCUUUCCGUUCUGAAGGAGCUUACAGAUCAGAGUCCAAAUAUAUUGAGAAGGCAUCUGCGCUCGAUGAGUCAGGAAUCAUAACAGUCACGCCAGCGGCUGCGAUCCUGAGGGCAGAGGCAGAGCGGAUUCGACAGUACAGUGAGCAUAGGCACUCCUACCCUGGUCCCCACCACAUAGAGGAGUCGAUAGAGGUGUCAGGGAGCCGAAAGUCCUCCAUUCUGGAGCCGCUGACGCGCUCGAGACCACGGGAGCUGUCCUAUUCGCAGCUCUCACCACAGUACCACAACCUAAGUGGCUAUUCCAGUCCUGAGUACAGCUGUAGGCCUUCUUUUAACCUGUGGGAACGUUUUAAACUCCACCGCAAACGUCAUAGGGAUGAGGAAGAGUACAUUGCAGCAGGUCAUGCAUUAAGGAGGAAAGUACAGUUUGCCAAAGAUGAGGACCUACAUGACAUUCUGGACUACUGGAAAGGGGUCUCUGCUCAGCAGAAAUCAUGAUUGCUGUUUUUAUAGCUCAUCCAAUUAAAGAAGACUACACAAAUCUCUGGACCAAACCAGCCAGUAUCAAUGAUUAAGUGACAAGCAAGCACUCACUUUUAGAGAAAUAGCUUAGAAGUAUUGCUAGCUCUUUUCAAUCAUUCUGUUUGAGAAUGAAAACUAAAUACAAGAUACUGUAGACCUUGCAGUGAGUGUACGUGCCAAGUGGUAAGAAUAGAAAACUUUUAACAGUAUUAACCUCAACUCAACAUUUGAUUUUUAUAUAUUGGAAAUAACAAUAAACUACUAUUAUAUGAUCAUCAUCAUCAUCAUGACCAUCAUUGAUUAGUAGUAUUACUGUUAAGAUUGAUUCUUCUUAUUAUUACAAUUAAUCUUUGGUUAUCGCAUGGCCGUGUCCUGUGACAGUAUUGACUGUUGUGUACUUGGAAAAACAUACAACUCAAAAUGUCUGCCGAACACUGUUCUCCCCAACCUUAGGUUUUUAUACAGACUGCGCAACUUUGAAAACGCUCUUUUUUUCUUCUUCUUUAGCGACUGUUCAAAGGACAACCGCUGAAUUUGCUACAGAAGCACACCUCUACUGGAUUUUAAAACAACGACUUUUCAGAAAAAAAAAGCUUCUCUCACUGCUUUCUCCAUUCUUUUUUGUAAAGUUUACAAUUUCAAACAUACAAUGAAUGUUUCAAGUCCUUAAGACUUACACCUGCAAUGUGAUUACAAUUACAUACAGACACAGCUGUGCAGGUAAAACUGGCUUUCUAUGGUUGUAUUUCAUUAACAGAUCUUCAAGCAGUGCUACUGAGAAAACUGAACCCACAAACUCCACACAAGUCCUGCAUAUCGGAGAAUGAAUGUACUCUGUU